GAAGCUAGGCGAUGCGCACAUCUCGUGCCGCAUCCCGUUUCACUCCGUCCUCCAAUCGCCUCCGACCUCCGAACAAACGGACCUCCAUACCUCAGCUCAGUUCUCCCUCAGUUUGUGUCGACGCGCCGCGACGCACGGACGUACGGCUCCUCUCUCCAUUUCCAUUACGCGAGCUUUCGAUUUUACCUGUGGAUUUUCAGUGACUUGUGCUCCAUCAUAUAUUUGUGCCCACAUCUUUUUCUGGAUUAGUCAUCGACAUCAUCACACCGACUGGACACGGGUCAUCGCUAGUUUUCAAGGAUUGCCUGCGACUAUUAAAUUGAAGAUAACGUAAAGGAGAAUCGAUUUGGUGCUUAAAAAUUAUCCAAACAUCAUGGAUGAAAAAUGUCCGACAACGUGCGAGCAAUGAAACAAAAAGCAAGGAAGAAACCGACGAAGUUCUGGCGCAAACAGGCGAGGUUAUAGCCAAAACAUUCACCAAAGUCAUGUGAAGAAGAAUCAAUCAUAUCUGAUCUACUGAAGCAUAUCCUGCUACCAGAAGGGAAUACGAAAACAUAUCUCGUUUUAUGCUAGUCCACCUUUUGUGAUUAUAGAUAGUGAAAACUGAAUUGCUCAAAUUCUUAUAAAUAAUAGGUGUUAGACCUAAAAUCAAAUGAAAGAGUUGUAAAAUCGAAAACAGCUCAAGAAGUAAAGAAAUUUGUCAAUGCUGAAGAUGAAAUAUUACAGCAUGUUUUUCUUAAGAAGACGGACUUUGAUUUUGAAGGCUGUGCUUGUUUUAACUGCACUAUGGUUUAUGAUUGCACUACUAACGACAAAUGGAGGAACGAGAAAUAAUUUAGUUGCGCCUCCUGAGUACGAUGACGCUGAUGCAAGACCCUUGAAGUUAGCCAAACCUACAUCAGUAAAGAGAAAAAGCGAAUCUUACGGAAACAUUCUAUCUGAUGAUAAUUAUCCUUCUUUGAUCAGAAACUCACCCGAAACAAAUAAACUGAAGAUCAAUUGGAUGGUUCGCAUAAGCGGGGACGAAGGACUUGGAGUCUUAGCCGCUCCAGGAUCGGACAAUGCUCCCGGGGAACUCGGAAAACCGGUCGUGCUGCCCAAGAAUCUCAGUGUGGAGGCCAAAGAAGCCGUCGCCGUUGGAUGGAAGAAGAACGCCUUCAAUCAAUACGUCAGCGAUCUUAUAUCGAUUAGAAGGAAACUUCCUGACCCGAGGGACGAAUGGUGUAAACAACCAGGGCGGUAUUUGAAGAAUCUGCCAAAGACAUCAGUGGUGAUAUGUUUCCACAACGAGGCGUGGUCGGUUCUGUUGAGGACUGUACAUUCGGUACUGGACAGGUCGCCUCCCGAACUAAUCCAGGAAAUCGUAUUGGUUGACGACUUCUCUGAUAUGCCUCACCUGAUGCAACAAUUGGACGACUACAUGUCAGCUUUACCAAAAGUACGGAUAGUUCGCGCGACUCGUCGAGAAGGCCUCAUCAGGGCCCGGUUACUGGGCGCGCGGUACGUCACCGCUCCAGUGUUGACGUAUCUCGACAGCCACUGCGAAUGCACUGAAGGUUGGCUUGAACCACUCUUGGACAGAAUAGCACGAAACAAAACGACAGUAGUAUGCCCUGUCAUCGAUGUCAUUGAUGACAAUACCUUGGAGUAUCACUACAGAGAUUCAACAGCUGUGAAUGUUGGUGGAUUCGAUUGGAACCUGCAGUUCAAUUGGCAUCCUGUACCAGCAAAGGAGCGAGCGAGACACGAGCAUACUGCUGAACCUGUCUGGUCACCAACGAUGGCUGGUGGUCUAUUCGCAAUUGACAAAGAAUUCUUCGAACGGUUGGGCACUUAUGACAGCGGCUUUGAUAUAUGGGGUGGGGAGAAUCUAGAACUGUCUUUUAAAACGUGGAUGUGUGGCGGGACGCUGGAAAUAGUUCCGUGCUCGCAUGUCGGUCACAUAUUCAGGAAGCGUUCGCCCUACAAAUGGCGGACCGGAGUCAAUGUACUGAAGAAAAAUUCCGUUCGUUUGGCUGAGGUGUGGCUGGACGACUACGCUAAGUACUACUAUCAGCGUGUUGGCAACGAUAAAGGGGAUUACGGUGACAUAACUAGCAGGAAAAUGUUAAGGGAACAACUGGGUUGCAAAUCUUUUGAAUGGUACUUGACGAAUAUUUACCCUGAGCUAUUUAUCCCAGGGGAAUCCGUGGCUCACGGAGAGAUACGAAACUAUGCGUUCUUAAGGCGUAUGUGUCUUGAUGGUGACGAUGACGUCAACGCAGACCUUGUUGGAACUAAAGUGUACCCAAACAGAUGCCAUCAUAACCAUGCGAAUCAGUAUUGGAUGUAUUCAAAGAAUGGGGAAAUCAGAAGAGACGAGACUUGUCUUGACUAUUCUGGACACGACGUCGUUUUGUAUCCUUGUCACGGUUCCAAAGGGAACCAGCUAUGGCUGUAUGAUAAUGCUAAUAAGCAUAUAAAACAUGGCUCUAGCGAAAAAUGUAUGGCGAUAUCAAGGAAGAAGGACAAAAUCGUAAUGGAGGUGUGUAACGACCAGGAAACGAGGCAGAUGUGGAACAUGGAGAAUUUCAACCCAGCGAGACUGUCUCCAGAGCUCGUGCAAGAGUAGCCGGAGGCCUACGAUGAAAUCCUCUUCAUCUAAGAGACAGAGACUCGAGUGUUGACAAAUCACUUGUUUUUGAACGCAACGUGUGCUUAGUGUUUGUGAUUUCAAUUGCACUGGACUAUAAUGGUUAAGAUUUUGAGGCUAAUUGCUGUAACCUUGCUAAUGUACAGUAUUACAAUAAAGGCUUUGGCCAAUGUUGUUUACUCGAAAUCUUAGCUUUAUUCAAGAAGAAUUGAGGCCAUUUUUAUAAUAGUUGAUAAGGCUGCUGAUGUAUAUUUAAAUAAUAAUCUAGAUGUACCAUAAUUUCAAUUACCGGCUUCUGUAGAAGUUAGUAAUGUAGAAACAGUAAUUGAUGAUGUCACUCGUUAUAACGUCACGGUUUUGGCCUAAUGUGUCUAGGGACUGAUUCUCCUCCCUCCCGCCAAUUGAUUACUUGUUACACGUGUUCGGUUAGAGAUUUGGGAAUCUUAUCGUUAAUUGAAUUAAGCGUGCUCGGCUUCGAGGAAAACGUGUUCCUUGAACGUGUCUGAGUUUAGCUGACAAUGCCAGUUUCAGACUUAAGUCAAUGGUUUAUUUAACUGUACAUUUCAAGGUGUAUAAUCAUCAUUUCACUGAUUUACGUAUACGGAAAUAUCAAUUGUAUCGAGCUAUUUUAUUUCUACUCACUUUGAAAGUGAAUUUAUUUCCUUAUCACCAGAUACUCAGCAAUAGCAAAAUUUGGGCAUCAUUUAAAAUUUUAUAUCAAUAUUUUAAAUUUUAAUCUGAUUUUAAGUUUUAAGUUGUGUCCAAAUUUUUGUGAAAUAAAAAAGUUUUGUUACAUUGGCUAAGUCUGCAGCAUUGGUGAUGCCAGGUAUAGCCAUGAUCGUGUCGAAUCGCGUACAUUGCGGAUUUAUAUAUUCAGCUUUUCAUUGAAUGCAAGAAAAAUCCAAAAAUAUAGUUCUUUUGCCACGAUCAUGGUUAUUUCAUUGUGAUCAUCACAAUAGUUAGUUUAUAUACAUAUUUAGGAUAUUAUAUUUUUAUGAUAAUAUAUGUUUCUCUGCGCGAAAGUUUUUAUACAAGUUUGGGCAUUUUGAAGUUAUGACGGCAUAUUUUUCAUAACAAACGUCUGCGUUUUUCUCUUGUGGACAGUUUGAUGUAUAAAUAUGAUCGAAAAAUUAUAUGUUUUGAAAUUUUAUGAGUCGAGUGAUUUUUGUGUCUGUAGUUGUCACACAAUUCUCUGUAUUAUAAUAACAUCACUUGAUUGCUUUUAUAACAAAGUCUUUUUUUCUAAUUGGAUGUUUUUUUAUUAAUCGAAAUUUUAUUUAUCGUUAUUCAAAAGUAUUUUGUACAAAAUAUCCUGUUUGUAUUGAAAUAGUAUUCUGUAAAAAGUAUUAUCUACUAUUUAGCUAUAGCUGAUACUAACUUGUACAUAUCUAUUUGACAUAUUAUAUAGUACGAUAUAUUUAUAAUAUUUAUUAUACCUAAUUACUGUGUGCGAUGUUUUUUUUUUAGAUUUUAUGGAAUUAUUGUGAUUUACUUUUAAAAUGUAUCAUAGUCAUUUUGACUUAUCAACUAGGUACCUACGUAAUCUAGUAAAUUUAUUGUAUAGAAAUUGAAUAGUUAGAUAUUAAAAUCAAUUUUUAUGUUAUUCAAUAUUUGGGUGAGUCUAUCUAUAUACAUAUUUUUUUUAUUAAAGGAAUAGUGUUUUAAACGAAUUUAUAUUUAUUUUAGUUGGAUUUCGUAACUAGAAAGAUUUUAAACGAAAGUGACUGAAUUUUAGAGUUUAUUUUUUUCUUGAAUUUCUGUAACGUAAUAAAUAAUAUUUUGGUAUGUUUCACUUAUAUUUAAGUAGAUUUAAUGUCUCAAAUAUUUUUUUACGUCUGUAUGACUAUCGGAUUUAUUUUUAUUAGGGUUAGAUAAUUCCAUUUACGUAAAAUAUUCCAGGUUUUGUGUAAAAUUGUGUUUGUGUUUUAUGAAACCAUUUAUAUUAAUAUAAUAUUAACUUGUUGACUUUGACCUUUACAUUCCUUUUUCAUGUGAUUUAAGAUUGUUUAUUUCGAAAAAAAAAUCCUAUGUCUGUGAAUCAUAUAUGUUCAUUUUGAUAAUAAAAAACAUAUCUUUGAUUAAUAGAGUUUUGCCAAAAUUUUUGUAUACAAUCUACACAAAUACGUACAGUUACGUUGGUCUUCCUAUUUUUUUUUCAAACAUUAUUCUGUGGAAAUACUAAAGAAUUGGUUGACUGCUCAAAGUUCGUCAAUGCACACUCACUAUUGAUUUUAUUGUAUUGUAACACUUAUCUUUAAUAGGUGCUCAAGUUUGUUUCUAGAAAUUUUCAGUUAGUGUUUAUACAUUUUUUUUCAAAAAGUUUGGUUUUGCUUUCAAAAAUAUAUCUGAAAUAGUAUUUAAAAAAUACAAUUUAAAUUUAUUUAGAUAUCAUUGUAACUCUUUGAAACUGCUGUUUUGUAACUAGUGAAGAUAAAGGGAAAAAUUAUCUUUGUUCGAAACCAGUUUCGACUCAAGAAUUAUAAUUUCUUUUUACAAAGUCACAAUUACGUACAAAUAAAUUUUGUAGUAUUUUGUAUGGUUUCAAUGUGACUAGUCUGAUGUGGGUCAUCUCUUUUUCUUCAAUAUGAGAACGUAAAUUCUUGUCUUUUUUUAAUUUAAUUAAUGUGUCAGUAAAAACUUUCAGCUCAAUUUUGUUAGACUUCUAAUUUUCCGCUAAUUAUUUUUUUAAUGUUUACAAAUGUAUAAAAUUUGUAGUUACUAAUAUUGUCGAUGUAGGAAUAUUAAAUGUGCCUUAUAUCUUUACAUAGGUUAUAUUUGAAUGUUGAAAUUUCUGUAUAUAAAGCGGUGUCACUUGUAUUAUACAUAGCAUAGUAAAUAGAUGGCGAUAAAUUUGUAAAAUAAAGCAUUAUGUUGGAUUUGUACA
Plodia interpunctella (Indianmeal moth) is the source of this 5516-nucleotide messenger RNA. RefSeq names its product Polypeptide N-Acetylgalactosaminyltransferase 9 (gene Pgant9). Gene Ontology annotation, molecular function: polypeptide N-acetylgalactosaminyltransferase activity. NCBI's taxonomy places the organism in Eukaryota, Metazoa, Arthropoda, Insecta, Lepidoptera, Pyralidae. The coding region runs from base 704 to 2611 and encodes 635 amino acids. Gene Ontology annotation, cellular component: Golgi apparatus. The record is from RefSeq and is a predicted model, not a curated record. Gene Ontology annotation, biological process: protein O-linked glycosylation. The transcript is spliced from 14 exons.